This is a messenger RNA of Penicillium arizonense, 1440 nucleotides long. Its product is annotated as pepsin-like aspartic protease. The record is from RefSeq and is a predicted model, not a curated record. Gene Ontology annotation, biological process: proteolysis. Gene Ontology annotation, molecular function: aspartic-type endopeptidase activity. The coding region runs from base 1 to 1440 and encodes 479 amino acids. Lineage: Eukaryota; Fungi; Ascomycota; Eurotiomycetes; Eurotiales; Aspergillaceae. The transcript has 3 exons.
AUGAAGCACACAUGGAUCUUAUUGGCCAGCCUUAUGCCAGCCUGGGGCUUGACGCUGUACCAGCGCGACAAUCCUGCUGUGGUGCAAAUGGACAUUCAGCGUAAAGAUGUUGUUGAUCCAGUCACCAGGGAUCGGAGGAGAAAGCGUUCUUCAACUGUCACUCAAUCUUUAGAUAAUGAGGAAACGUUAUACUAUUGUAAUAUCACUCUGGGUACUCCCGAACAGAGCUUGCGUCUCGUCAUCGACACGGGAAGCAGUGAUCUAUGGUGCAAUACCCCAAAUUCGACCCUUUGCGAGUCCUCUGCCGAUGCCUGCCGCUCAUCUGGCACUUACGACUCGAGUUCAUCUUCUUCAUAUUCCUUCGUGUCGUCAGACUUCAACAUUAGCUAUGCCGAUGGGUCCGGAGCCGCCGGUGACUAUGUGAGCGAUACCCUCACUAUCGGACAAACCACUAUCAAGGACUUCCAGUUUGGUGUUGGUUUUUCCUCCGGCUCUUCACAGGGUGUACUAGGCAUUGGGUAUGCUUCAAAUGAAGUGCAGGUUGGCACUAACGGGGUCUCGGCUUAUGCCAACCUUCCCAAAGCAAUGGUCCAGAAUGGUGUGAUCAAAUCCAGUGCAUACAGUCUCUGGCUGAAUGAUCUGGAUGCGAGCACAGGCUCCAUUCUGUUCGGCGGAGUCAACACCGCGAAAUUCCACGGCACGCUACAGACCCUGCCCAUUGAGAAGGUCGGUGGACAGUACUCUGAAUUUAUCAUUGCCCUCACUGGACUUGGCCUCCAGAACUCGUCGGGUCAUCACGCCUACUCCUCGAGUGCACUCCCUGCAGGCGUGCUCCUGGAUUCAGGAAGCUCCCUCACAUAUCUCCCAGACGCCCUUGUUGAGGAUAUCUAUAGCGACUUGCAGGUUACUUACGAGUCCUCCAGUGGAAUUGGCUAUAUUGAAUGUAGUAUGGCCUCGAGGGAUGUCAAUAUCUCCUACACAUUCUCGUCCCCAACGAUUACCGUGGGACUUAACGAGUUGAUUAUUGACGUGGGUGAUCUCUUCUUCCGCAACGGCCAGCGAGCAUGUGUCUUUGGUAUUGUUCCUGCAGGAAGCAGUACCUCGGUUUUGGGAGACACUUUCCUGCGGAGUGCCUACGUGGUGUACGACUUGGCUAACAACGAGAUCUCUCUUGCCAACACUAACUUCAACUCCACCGAGAAUAACGUCUUGGAAAUCGGAACUGGCACAGAUUCGGUUCCUAGUGCUACCGCAGUUGCGAAUGCAGUGACUACCGCGCCUAUCGGUGGUUCAGGGGCUCGCAUUGGAGGUCCAGAUGGAGGAUCAGGCAUCUUCACCACAAUCUCUGAGACUGGCAAUUGGGCUGUGCCAAAGGCGACCGCUAUGCCAAAGCAUCUGGCUUUUGGAAUUGCCGGCGCUGGAGCUCUGCUGGCCCUGUAA